AUGUUGGAAUCCGUCAAUCAACAAUGGUUGGAUCGUGUGGAAGAUUUAUCAGCUGCAAACAAAAAACGAGAAAAGGAAAGAUACUUCGCAAUUAUCAUUCAGAAAGGUAUUUUUGAUCUUAUAACUACUUCAAAGAGAAACGUCUCAACUUUGGAAUUACAUAUUAAGGAUGUCGAGACCGCACUCAAUGAAAUGCUUAGGGAGGAAAGAAGAAAUGAAAUAACACCACGGACAUCAUCCACGGCAGCGCCUUUGCUUACCAAAUUGAAUUAUCUAAUAUUAAGUCCAAAGGAGGGUGCAUUAUUAGCCGUAAAAGGAUUUGACAUUGUGCCAAAAAACUACUCUGUUCUCUAUGAAAAGAACGAUAAAGAAUGGAAGACAACUAUUGAUGCGAUGGAGAGGAUCCCAAGACAGUUAGAAGCCUUAGGUGGCAAUCUGGAGCAUCCAAGUAUCGAGAGUAUCAUGGAAACUGUGGUCAAACCAACCAAACCAGCUGAGCUGAAGCAGAAUCCCGAACGAAGGAAGGCUAGAAGACCAUGCAUAUUUUGCAACAAGGACCAUUGGAAUAAUAAAUGGAAACCGACAGGACAAACAAAUUUUACUCUUAUUAAAGAAAUAAACGUAGUCAAUCCGAAUCACCCAGAAUUGCAACAAAGGGCGUUGGUGCUAUUUGGCAUUGGUUCUCAACUAACGCUUAUGUCUAAGCGAUUGGCAAAACGAUUGAAUCUUCAAGGUACCGAUGAAAAGGAAUUAAAAUUUGCUUCGUUUGGUAGCAAGAUACCACAAACAUGUCUUACUACCAAGAUCGAAAUCGGAGUCAAAAUUUCGAAAGGGUGA
Messenger RNA from Acanthocheilonema viteae, 837 nucleotides. NCBI's taxonomy places the organism in Eukaryota, Metazoa, Nematoda, Chromadorea, Rhabditida, Onchocercidae. The record is from the annotation of a GenBank genome assembly.